Molecule: messenger RNA, 795 nt
Organism: Adineta ricciae
Lineage: Eukaryota; Metazoa; Rotifera; Eurotatoria; Adinetida; Adinetidae
Source: the annotation of a GenBank genome assembly
AUGGAUGAUAUCACAACUAAUAUUACCAAUGAAAUCGGUGAUCAACAGGCGUUGAAACGAACAACAUCGAAAGUGCCAAUCACGUUGAAUAUUCGUUAUAAAACUCAAACGUUUCCAGUCAAUUGUGAUUUAUUCGAUACGCUGAAAGAUUUGAAAGACAAAAUCGAUAAGAUGACUGAUGUUGAUCCUCGAGUGCAAAAACUAGUCAAUAAAUCGAUUACUAGUGUCAAACACGAUGAUGCCACAACAACAUUAAAAGAUUUGAACAUAACCGAUGGUCAAACGUUGUUGUUAGUUGGUGCGACUCGAGCGGAAAUUUUGUCGACGACACAGGUGAAUGUCAAUUCGAGUGGAAGCAAAGAUUCCCUGGAUGAUCAUUCAUCAUCAUCAUCAUCGACGAACAAGAAAGAACCUUUAUGUAAACAGACGAAACAUGAGAAAGUUUUGAAAGCAGGUAAGCCGGAUAAUGUUCAAAUAGGUAUUCGAAAUCGACAUGAUCCAUUACCUCAAUCGAUCGAUGGGUUGUACAUGUCAAUGUUAAAUCAUUCAGCAAAGAAAGCACGAUUAACCUUUAAACUUGAACAUGACGAAUUAUGGAUUAACACAGCGGAAACAACGAAAAAGAUUCCAAUGACUCACAUAAGAAAUAUUGUCGAUGAGCCAAUUGAAGGUCAUGAAGGUUAUUCAAUUGUUGGCUUUCAAACUGGUACAACAGAAAGUUCGAUUAUAUGGUUGUACUGGUGUCCAUCACAAUAUGUGAAAUCCAUUCGACGCGAAAUUCUUUCGGAUCACUAA